Molecule: messenger RNA, 1662 nt
Organism: Xenia sp. Carnegie-2017
Lineage: Eukaryota; Metazoa; Cnidaria; Anthozoa; Malacalcyonacea; Xeniidae
Product: rabenosyn-5-like
Exons: 9
Coding region: 96-1520 (474 amino acids)
Molecular function (GO): metal ion binding
Source: RefSeq, a predicted model, not a curated record
AGAUCAAGUACCCUCUAAGCAUCAAGUGCAAAACAAAGUUUGGCAUGUAAAUUUCUAAUUAUAAUGUUCACGAUUCCCAAGAAUCUUUGGAUACAAUGCAAGAAACGAGUGAAAUUCAAGAAGGAUUUCUCUGUCCGUUGUGUAAGAAAGAUUUUCAAAACCCACAAUUGCUACAAAAUCAUUUUAUCGAUGAGCAUAGCUCGGAGGAUUCAAGCAGCAAGGGGCAAAAUGCUCAAGGAAUUUUCGAUAGAGCCAAACGAAAACUACUGCGAAAAGAUAGCGAAUUUGAAAGGAAUGAAGAAUUUCAAGGAAGUUCUUUCACAAGCAACGUUAGCUUUUCUUACUGGGAACCACAAGAACUAGGUUUUACCCAAGAUCAUACCAAUAAGUUUCGGAAAGCACGAAAUUUGAAAGUGGAUGAUUGCAUGAUAUUUACAAACACAAUUCUUGUUCGAUUGGAAAAGAUUUUAAAUAUUUUGAAAGACAAUGAAGAUUUUCAAAUAAGUAGUUCAAAGAAGAAAGUUAAAGAGCAGAGUCUAGUUCCUUGGAUAGCAGAUGAAGAAGCAAAGUUCUGUUUCCUAUGCACAAAAUCAUUUACUGUGACAAGACGAAAACAUCACUGUCGACUUUGUGGUCAAAUCAUUUGUGGAAAAUGCUCAGAUUUUCUACCUCUCAAAACUGCAGCAAAAUAUUGUGAGAUUGGUGACACAGCAGAUUUUACACCCAAUGCAGAUGAUGAAGCGAUAAAUCAGAAGAAUGCACUUCGCGUUUGCAAUCAAUGCUUUGGUUUACUUUUAAAAAAUUAUGAAAUGAUAAAACAGAAAAAAAUGAAAGAACCUUUGGUUGAGUUAUAUGAUAGGAUAACAACAUUAAUGGCGGAUGCUGAUGAGCUUCUUCCCACUUUUAACAAGAUGGCCCAAUCAUUAAGCCAUGGUGAAUCAAAAUACUCAUAUAAAGAGGUUGUUGUCACACGUCAGAAAUUAUUGAAGAUUUAUGAAACAUUGGGAAUAUUGGGAAAGAAAGUCCUAGCUCUAAACCCACCUCCACCAAACAACGAAGACACUGUGGCCAUAACUAAUAUAGAGACGUCAUUACGAUCAUCACAAAAACUUCAUCGCAGUGUACAUGCAUAUGUGACUAAUUACCUCACACAAAAUAUGUUCACAUUGAAAGCCAUUCCAUCAGAGGAUGAGUAUUUAACACUACAAAAAGAACAAGCAAUGUUAAUAAAGAGACGAGCAGAGAGAGAAAAACUUCAACAGGAGAAAAUAAUGAAGGAACGUGCCAAGAUGCAUCAAGAAGUCUUACAAAGAGAAAAAAAACAGCAAAUGCCCGUGACUGACACACAACAAAGACCAAGAUCUUUUGAUCCUGAAACAGAGGCUAUUUUACAGCAAAUUGAAAAUGUAAAAGUCUUUAUCGAGCAAGCCAGACAGAGGAAACAAUACGAUGAAGUAUUAUCAUUAGAAAAGAAUUUGAAUGAAUUACAAUCUGAGUAUAAACGACGUACUUACAGGUGACAUUCAAAUGUCAAUCUGCAUGACGUAGUCUUUUGUACUUUCACUCUUUCGCUUCUGUACUUUAAAAACAAUACACUGAAUCAUAUUUAAUGAAUUGUACAUCCAAACUUAAAUAAGAUUAUAUCAUUUGGUUUUUUGGUUA